Adineta steineri is the source of this 2385-nucleotide messenger RNA. The record is from the annotation of a GenBank genome assembly. NCBI's taxonomy places the organism in Eukaryota, Metazoa, Rotifera, Eurotatoria, Adinetida, Adinetidae.
AUGUCUAAUAGUGAAUUCAAAGCGCGUGCACUUUACGAUUUCGUUGCUGAAGGUCCAAAUGAACUAAGUUUCAAUGCAAAUGAUAUUCUUACAAUAACAUCGAGUACAGCUGGACAUGGAUGGUGGUAUGCAAAAAGUUCUUCUGGACAAGUUGGUGUUAUUCCAGAAAAUUAUGUUCAAGCUUUAGCUGAUCCACCAGAACCAAAUGAACCACCACCACCACCACCGCCAAUGUCAACAUUCGCAAAUUCAAAUAAUAAUUAUCCAACUCUUGAUGUAUUCAACAGCAAUAAUAACGUAGCGAAAUCAAGUUUUCCACCACCAUAUGAUCAACAUCAAUAUAUGAAUCCCAAUACAUAUAACAAUUGGCAAGCACCAGAACAACCAGCAUGGCAAGCACCAUCAUCGCCAUCCUAUCAGUUAAAUGAAGAGAAAUUAACUAAAUCUAUUCAACCAUUAAUAUUUCCUAUGGAAAUAAAGAUAAAUUCAACUAAUACUAGAACUAUAUCAGAUAAUUCACAUGAUGGAUAUAUAACAAUAGUAGAUAUAGAAUCCACUCCAGGUUUGAUUCCAAAUACGAAUUCAAAUUCUUUAUAUAAGAGAAAUUCAGCGAGUGAUCAAUCUGAAGAAUUGUAUGAGAUUAUUCCAAAAACACCGGGAUCUAUGUUAUCAAAUACAAAUUUCGAUCACAAAUUUUCAUUUGAUUUCCCAAAAACUUCAACAAUUCAGCAACAGACAACACCUUUUGAUGAUUAUUUAAUUCCAACAUCUAUUCAACAACAAACACCAGCAUAUAUUUCGAUAGAUAAUGAUCUAUCACGUUUAAAUCGUACUGAUACUACAAAUACAAUAACUCCGUCCGUAUCUGCUGAACCAUUAUCACUUAUAAAUAGUUAUGAUCCAACUUCGACGAAGUUACACAUUGCUACAUCAAUGCCUGAAAGUACAAUUGCUGCAUUGAAAAAGAAAAAAAAACGAAACUUUGCUGGAUUUUUAACUUUAUCACGAAAAUCAAAGAAUAUAAAUCCGGGAGAGACAACUGGUCAAGCAGGAAAAAGAGAUACGGAUUCUGAUGAUAGUUUUAGUGAUUCAGAAUAUCCUCCACAUUCAUCGAAUAAUCAAAAUGCACCAACUUUAAAAAGCAAUUCAGGAGCACCGCAAGAAAGUAGAACAUCACUUGCUGGUUUUGAAAAUACUAAAGCUCCUCCACGAGCACGAUUUUUUGAUAAACAUGGUUUAGAUAGUUAUUUAUUGAAUGGUACGAAAGGAAAAUCAUCUGAUGAACAUGUUGAAAUAACUUUUGAUGACCGGGAAGGUGGAGUUUGUUGGGCACCGAAUAUUACUAUACCACCAUUUACUUGUAAAAUUGAAGAACCAUCAAAAGGAACAAAAUUAGGUGGGUUGAAAGCGUUUAUGGAAUAUAAAAUACAAGCACAGACUCCUGGAAGUCGAAUUGUUGGCAGACGUUACAAACAAUUUGAUUGGUUACAUGAACAACUUGUUAAUAAAUUUCGUUUUAUUUGUAUUCCACCAUUGCCUGGUAAACAAAUAGCUGGACGAUUUGAACAAGAAUUUAUUGAAGAACGUCGACGACAACUUGAAUUAUGGCUUAAUCGUAUUUGUCGUCAUCCAGUCCUUUGUGCAUCAUUUUCUGUUCAACAUUUUGUUACAUGUGAACUUACUGAAAAGCAUAACAAAGAUUGGAAAGCAGGAAAACGAAGAAUUGAAAAAGAUGAUUUUCGUGAAGCAUCAUGGCUUCAAUGUGUUAGUUUAAAAAAUACAGGAUUAUCUGAUUCAAAUAUUGUAUCACAAAUUGAUACAUUUUCCCAACAACAGCCAGGUCUUGAAUCACAAUUGAAAAAUCUUAGUCAAGGUUUAACAAAAUAUGUUGAAAGACAUACUGAAGUGUAUGAACGUGAUAUUCAACGAAUUGGUGAGCUAUAUUCUAAAGUUCAUCAAGCUGUUCAACUCGAUACUAAAACCCCUGGUAAUAAAGAUCUUUCACAUUCAAUACAAGCAAUUAGUACAUCAUAUAAUGACAUAGCUGCAUUAUAUGGAGCGAAAGGAAUUAAAGGUCUUCGAGAUUUUAACGAACGCAUUCAAGAAUACAUAGGACUUCUUGCUUGUUUUCCAUCGAUAUUAAGUAUUCAACGAAGUGCAACAGAAUUUAUGAGAACGGUUCAACAACGUGGACAAACUGAUCUUGCAAAUGCUCUUCAUCGUAAUCUUGUUCUCAAUCAUGUUGUAUUAGCUGAAAUAAAUUAUUUUCAAAACGAAAAAGUUAAUGAUCUUAAUAACUAUUUGAAAACACUUGUUGAUGAACAAAUACAAUUUUAUGAAAACAUCGUUUCGGAGUUACGUACUUCAUCAGCAACAUUUAAAUAA